AUGCUUAAGAGGUGGCUGCUGGCCCUGCUGGCCCGUGUUUGGGUCAUCGUGUUGCUCUUCUGCUGCUGUCUGACCCUCUUCUACCUCCUGGCCUGUAAGCCGGCAGCUCCUUACAGCCACCAGUCUCUGCUGUGGUCCGGGGGGGCCGCCAGUAAAGAGGUCUACAUGGCCUUACUGCAGGAGAGAGAGGACUCUCACAGACAUUACAUCAACAGCCUGACCAAGCAGAUAGCCCAGCUGAAGGAGGCCCUGCAGGAGAGGACCCAGCAACUACAGGAUUCCCUGGAGAAGGCCAAGGCCAAAGGGGUCCUACCUCUGGGACUGGAUAGCCUUCACAAAAGCCCCACACAGUAUGACCUCAAGGAAUUCUUCCGCUCCCAGCUGAACAAGGCUGAGGUGAACACGGGUAUGAGGUUGCCCAGCGAGUACGCAGUGGUUCCUUAUGACACCUUUACUCUGCAUCGCGUGUACCAGCUGGAGACGGGACUGACAAAACAUCCCGAGGAGAGGCCUGUGAGGAAGGACCGCAGGGACGAGUUGAUCGGCACUCUGGAGACGGCUCUGCAUGUCCUCAAUGGACCGUACCAACACAGUGAUGCCGCCAGACGCAAGCGCACAUACUCCCCAUCAGAUUUCGUACAGGGGCUGACUCGCACAGAGAGGGACAGAGGAACAGUCUAUGAGCUGAUGUUCAAAGGUGAGAGGCCGCAGGACUUCACACAGCUGGUGUUCUUCCGGCCCUUCGGCCCCGUGAUGAAGGUGAGGAGCGAGAGGGUGGACACACGCUACACGCUCAUCAACAUCAUCGUGCCUCUGUCCAGGAGGAUGGACACAUUUCGGCAGUUCAUCAGCAACUUCAG
Molecule: messenger RNA, 860 nt
Organism: Lampris incognitus (smalleye Pacific opah)
Lineage: Eukaryota; Metazoa; Chordata; Actinopteri; Lampriformes; Lampridae
Product: chondroitin sulfate N-acetylgalactosaminyltransferase 1-like
Exons: 4
Cellular component (GO): Golgi cisterna membrane
Molecular function (GO): glucuronosyl-N-acetylgalactosaminyl-proteoglycan 4-beta-N-acetylgalactosaminyltransferase activity
Source: RefSeq, a predicted model, not a curated record